AUGUUACCCUGCCGACGCUUGCCUUUCUAUUCCAGAAAGGCUUUCCUCAGUUCGAUUUCAUCAGCUGAAAAUCGCACAGGAGACAAAUCGAGCGGCGAUGAUGUUGAUGCCUUAGAAGCCUAUACGAUGUUUGGAAACAUUCGUAAACCCAAACGUAGUCCAUUUCACUAUACCGAUAGUGUACUAAAGAGUUGCUUUGUGUUCGGCCUUUCCUCUCAGAUGUUAUUCUGUUCUUAUCGUUGUGCGUUUAGGAAAUGUGGAGUCGGUUAUGCAGAUUUCUCUACAACGAUUUAUGAUCAUCGUCCUUAUGUAUGGCCACCACUGCGAAAGUAUCUCAGAUUAAACCUCUAUGUUGCAGUUGUUGGAAUGCUGUUAAUAUCGAUUGAUUAUGAAUGGUUUAUGAGACAGUUCAGCUCCGUUGGGAAACAAAUGAGACCGGAAGCGUCGCAGCUGAAGCCUGAGAUGAGUGCUAGCGCAAACGACUCCGAUAACAAGAGUGAUGUAGACUCGGGCGCAAACAAUAAUGAAAAGCCCAAAAAGAAGAGAACUGGAUUUCGAGAGCGUCGAAUCAUCGAGUAUGAGGAUCGUAUUCGUCUUUACUCCACUCCAGACAAGAUCUUCCGAUACUUUGCUACGCUUAAUGUAUUAUUUCAUGUAAUUGACAAGGAUGACGAAUCUGGGAAAUUCGAAGUAUUUAUGACGCCGGAAGACUUCCUGAGGUCACUUACUCCGGGCGUUAUGCAACCGAGGAAGUACGGUCUCGACAGUUAUAAGACCUACCAACCAGAUAAGUAUAAGCAUAACUUCUCGGACACAACAAGUAUUUUCUAUAAGUUAGGAGAAAACGGUCUAAUCAGCUUCAGUGACUACCUAUUUCUGAUGACUUUACUGUCAACUCCUCCUAGCGACUUCACACUUGCUUUCAAAAUAUUUGACAUCAAUGGAGAUGGUGCACUGGACAAGGACGAAUUUACCAAAGUUCAAUAUCUAAUUAUGUCGCAAACAAAAGUAGGACAACGUCAUCGCGACCACAUCUCUCAUAACACUUCUUUCCGUGUCGCCUCAAACUCUGCCCUUGCUCGUUAUUUCUUUGGCGAAGACGGGAAAAAGAUGCUAUCUGCCUCAAAAUUUCUCGAAUUUCAGGGGAGUUUGUACAAUGACAUACUCCGCAUGGAAUUUGAGAGGAGAGAUGCGUUGGAUGGUGUUGAUGGUCGUAUUAGUGAGACAAGUUUCGGCGAACUUCUACUUAUGUAUGCUCAAAUACCAGCAAAGAAGCAAAAAAUGAUGCUUAAACGACUUAAAAGGAAAUUUAAACAUGGACAGGGUAUAACGUUCGAAGAGACACGCGCUUUCUUCGAGUUUCUUUACCAUAUUGAAGAUAUUGAUAUGGCCUUGCAUUUUCAUCGCUUGGCUGGUUUCCCAAUAGAUGCGCAAUUACUACAAAGAGUGGCCAGAAAGAUCACCAACAUCGAACUCAGCAACCACGUCGUGGAUGUUAUAAUCACUUUGUUUGAUGACAAUAUGGAUGGAAAGCUCUCAAAUAGCGAGAUGGUCGCUGUGAUGCGCCGACGAAUGCGUCGUGGAUUGGAAAGACCACGUGAUACUGGCCUUUUCCGUUUGAUAGACGCACUUUCCAUAUGUAGCAAACGCGCCUAUCAAGCCAGUCCUUUUUCGCUGAAUUAG
Molecule: messenger RNA, 1683 nt
Organism: Angiostrongylus costaricensis
Lineage: Eukaryota; Metazoa; Nematoda; Chromadorea; Rhabditida; Metastrongylidae
Source: the annotation of a GenBank genome assembly